UAAGUGUUUUAAAUCGACACGAGUUGCAAAUUACCUAUUCGCACAUGUGUCGUACAACGUUUUACAGUACAUAUGGCCCUUUAAAUGUUCGACACAGUAACGUAAUAUGCUAAUUUUCGCACUAGUGCGGUAAAGUAGCACCAUAUGUACUGUAAAUAAAAUUAUAAGUAAGCAAGUAUGAAGCCUACAACGACCCCAACAAAUCGCGACGAUAAGUUGAAUUGUUACAUCUGUAAGCCUCUUCUGACCUGUUGGAUGACAUUUACAUUUGCCUGUCUGUUUAGUCUGUGGGACAAUCCGUCCGCGAGCGGUUGUUGUCUUAUAUUACUAUUAUUUUAUUUAGUUUGAUUAUGAUUAUGAAGUUGAAAUAGCUUAUUGAAUCUUAGGUUUUAAGUAUUUUAUCUCCUUCUGUUGCAAAAUCGUGUAUUGAUUUGUAACAAGUUGUUUUUUUGUUCAGUGAAAAAUUAAAGAGCUAUUUAAAUUAUUCAUUCUUUGUCUGAUAGUUUGCAGUCGAAAACAAUAGAAAGUGAGGAAGAAUUAAGCAAAAAUAAAGGAUUAAAUGGCACGGUGAUUGACAACGCUGUUUCGAAUAAUAUAUCAGAACGGCUCAAAGGUGACGAAGGCUCAACAUGACGGUGGAGAAGAGCAAAGGUGCUCAGAUGAAGAUGAUCCCGCCCACGACGCGGAAGGUCGCUCCCGACGGCGGGUGGGCGUGGAUGGUCUGCUUAGGUGUCAGCUUAGUUAAUUUUUCAACGCGUUCACUGGAGCCGUCGUUUGGUCUCCUGUUUAAAGAUCUGCUGGACGAACUAGGCGUCCGGACGACGGGCGCGUCCGUCAUCGCGAGCACACUCGACUCUGUCGUCAACUUCUCCGGGUUCUUCGUGGGGCCUGUCAUAAAGACCUUCUCCUACAGAAAAGUCUGCCUUGUCGGCUCGACAAUAUGCGCCCUGGGUCUAUUGUUCACAGCCCCGGCUAACAGCAUGGCCCAUAUCUUAGCCACGUACAGCAUUCUAGGGGGAUUCGGCGUAGGACUUGCGUCAUCGUCGUCUUUCGUGUCGCUGAAUCACUACUUCACCAAGAAGCGAGGCCAGGCCGUCGGCCUCUCCAUGGCCGGCACCGGCUUCGGCCUCAUGGUGAUGCCGCAACUAGUCAAGAUACUGCUCGAGGAGUACGGGUUCCGGUGGACGGUGGUGAUCCUCGGCGGCCUCGCCUUCCACGCCGUGCUGGGCUCCUGCCUUCUGCAGCCCGUCAAACGGCAUCUCAAAGAGGAGCCGGUUGACUGUGAAAUGCAGACAGUUAAGGAGAUGGAGUGUAUAUUGGAGAGCGACGAAGAGGAGGUGGACAAGUUCGAGAUCAACCCCCUGGUGGCGCACCCGAUGCCGAAGCUGACGACGCAGCGCUCGCACGGCAACAUGAGCGCGAGCGCCAACCACCCGUCCGUGCGCACCGUGGGCAUGCCGCGCGCCGCCACGGCCGACAAGCCGCUGCAGGACUUCGACAACAAGGACAAAUUAGCUUUCAGCUUGAAUACGUCGCUGUCGGUGGCGGCCAUGCCGCGCGUGACGUCGGCGGCCAACAUGAGCGAGGUGCGCCGGCGCAAGGUCUCCGUCAUCUCCAACAUCUCCAACAUGGACUUCACCGGCAGCUACCUGCAGCUCUAUCUCGAUACAGCCGACGAAGAUGCCUUACAAAUGAAAACUUUAAAAAAAUCUGAGCCAGAGGAGGAGAAAAAGAAAGGCUUCCUAAGAAAGUUCAUAGAUUUAAUGGACUUAGAUUUACUGAAAGACUGGUCGUUUUUGAACCUUUUACUCGGGCUCUCGCUGUUUUGGAGCGGGGAGCUGCAGUUCAGAAUGUUGACGCCCUUCUUUAUCAGAGACUUGGGCUACAACAUGGAGGAUACAGCGUUCUGCCUUUCUAUGACCGCCAUCACAGAUAUUUUGGUGCGAUUAAUAUUGCCCCCUAUUUUUGACAGAACAACUAUAUCCAAGAAAAUGAUAUUUUUCAUAUCAGCUUUUUUUUUGGCGGCUACGAGAUCAGUGCUCGCGGAGCAAAGGGAAUGGGUGCCGCUCAUGAUCUGGCUGUCCAUCUGCGGCUUCUUCCGCGGCAUGUGCCUGAGCAACUUCACGCUCACCAUCUCCGAGUACUGCCCGCUCGAGAAGCUGCCGGCAGCCUUCGGCCUGCACAUGGUCGGCAAGGGCGUCUUCGUUGUUAUCAUCGGACCUAUUAUUGGUUUCGUCCGCGACUACUCAGGCAGCUUCUCGUUGUGCAUCCACGUGCAGAACGCGCUGAUCAUGUCGUGCGUGCUCGUGUGGGGCGUGGAGUACGCGCUGGCCUUCACGCGCCGCCGCAAGGUCGUGCAGAUCUAGUGUGCCCUGUGUGUCCUGUUGUCUGCGCUCUGCUUCUCACCCGAGGACCAUGGCUUGCACGCACCAAGCGUGCGCAGUGCGCUUUGCACCGUGCAUCGUGCACGCUGGACACCGACGCUAUCGCCGACCGCCAUACAUUUGUUAAAACGAAUGCACGCUCGGAGCGUGCGUUCCGUGGCUGAGGCGUUGGAAUUUAUGGGUGUUUAAAAAAAAUUGGGGCCGUAAUUAGUCUUCUGUGAAUUGAUCCCAAUGUUUUACGAAACAGAAGCAGUUUUAAUUUAAAUGUAAUACAGUACAACUUAUAUGGUUAAUUUUUUUAACAAAAUGGGAUCAAUUAACUUUAGAUUAAUAACAAUCCUAAACUACUUUUUUUUAGUUUACCCCUAUGUGAUCAGAGUAGCUAUUUUACUGCUCUUGUAUACAAAUGUCUGGGUGACGUUGACAUAUUUUUAAUCUAAUUUAAGCGAAUGAAGUUUAUUUUAUGCCGAUCAUGACUUUUCUCAAUAUUUUGAUAUUAUUUUCUUGCCUUUUUAAAAUUUUAGACGUUCAAUCGCGACCACAGUAGGUACGUUUCGGUCGAAGCCAAUUAUGAUAUGAUCGAAGGGCAUAUAUUUUUGUUAUGACGAUUUAUUAAUUACCUAUAAUUAUUGAAUUGCACUAUUCGUAGGUUCUUUAACAGAAUGACAAUCCGAUUAACUGUUUUGGCGUUAAGAUUUUUUGUUAUGCUGAUAUUUUGUAGUCUAGUUUUUAAGUGUUGUUUACGGUGCUAGAUUUCAGACGAAUACUAUAAUUUUAGUCCCUAACAGAUAAUAAGUAAAUAUUGAUACUUAGUAUUUGUUGGGGACCGUAUAGUCGUAUAUUAUACCGGCUGCGAUCGGAAUGAGGAUAGAAUAUAUUGACUUACCAUAAUAGUACAUUACGAUACAAGUGCGAAAAAUAGGAAAUUCGAAACGAGUGGCGAUAAAUUAAAACACGACCGAAGGGAGUGUUUUAAAUCGACACGAGUUGCGAAUUACCUAUUCGCACAUGUAUCGUACAACGUUUUACAGUACAUAUGGCCCUUUAAAUGUUCGACACAGUGACAUAAUAUGCUACUUCUCGCACUAGUGCUAUAAAGUAGCCCCAUAUGUACUGUAAAAUUAGAUUAUGAUUAAAAAAUUGGAAGAUGAUCUUGUAGGUCCUAGAAAUGCUAAAUUGCAUUUUUCAUUGUAUGGCGUAAAUUAUAGGUACUUGUUUAGAAUGAGCUCUAGUUUUUUACUUUAAGCGGGUCUGGACGAAAUCUGAACAGAAACAAUGUAAUAAAACCGGAGUGGUUUUUUAGCAUUUCUAGGAUCACCCAAAACUUGAUAACUCCUUGGCGAACAUAAGAACUCUAAUUCACGUUGACAGCCAAUUUCUAAUCUUAUUAUGAUCGCUGCUCUCAGUACUGUAACUGUAAUUAUAUUGACAUGAUUUGUAUGAGUCUGAAAACUUGUUCCUUCAUUAUUAUUCUAUUACUUUCCAGUGAAUGACUUAUUUGAAAACAGACACGUGAUCGAGUGAUGUGUGUAACUGUUAGCUAUUACCAGGCAAUACCAACAUUGUAACAUAAACGGAUUCGGAUCUUUGAUCUUAUAUGUGACGUUUUCAAGACUUUUCUAGUUUUAAAUAAGGCCAGUUUCAAUAUUUAUAACAAUAUUUUUGCAAAACGUACAUAUGGAAUGGAUCCGACUUAUGUUCCAUUUUUGUGACGGUUUGGUCUGUAGAUUAAGAUUUAGACGGACAAGAACUUGCAUACGAUUUUCGUUACAUUGCGAUAUUUCGUCGAUCGACUAAUUUUAUUGUAGUCUAAGGUCUGCGUACAGUCACGUCUGAAAAUAUCGAUACGAAAAAAGUGCCAAAAAUAUGUAUACACAACCUUAAUAUAUGGGCAAUAAAGUCGUGUAUACAUAUUUUUGGAACUUUGUUCGUAUCGAUAUAUUCAAACGUGCCGUUCAAUCACGAAUUUAUUGUAUGAACCCCUACAACCUCACGAAUUUCCGUGACCAUAGACAAUCCGCCCAUUCUGGUGUUAAUUCAGUUCGUCUGGAUGCGCCUUUAGCAUAAAUUAUCUUAAUAAAAAAAUCAUCUCCUACACCGCGCCAUCUAGUUUACACUUUUGUCCCUAGUGAGCUAAUGAGAGUAAUAAGAAAAGUCAUCUUCUGUACUAGCGACCUCUAGUUUAUUUUGGCGUAAUAGUAACAAGAGUGACACUGGGGAAUGACAGUAGAUGCGUGCGUGAAUGAAGAAGAACAAAUAAGUUGCACUAUUUUGCAGUUUUGAGAGAUGUUUGAUGAAAUCUGACACUGUUGAGUUUUAAUAUGUUUCGAUUUAGACGUAAUAUUUUUUAUUGUUUACGCAAGUAUCAACACGUCUUAGGAAAAUGCUAGGGUUUUGGAAAAAAUAUUGUCAAUCCGCAAUUUGGGCACAAUCACGCCAUCUUUUGGUGGCUAGUCGGCAGGACAUCCCUAGACAUCUACCUUAAGCAAUGUAUCGAAUAUUGCAUGCUCCAUGCAAGUUCUUUAUCUGGCUAAAUGGCACUUUAGCUUGGAAGCCGAUUUCAAUCAUAGACGGUUAUAGUUGUAAUAAAAAUAGACAUAGAUCUCUUUGAAAUCAAUGGUCGCAAAUUUAAUGACAAAUCCAGUGAACUUAUCAUGACAUUUAUGAACAGGGAACGGAAUUUUGGUACGGAGGACAUAGUAAUUAGUUUACAGAUACUCUUAAUUUCAGAUGAAGCACAUACAAAUUUAAUUUAAAAUGUAUUUAAAUGAAGACCAAGAUCUCCCUUUGUUUCAAUUUGUAGCGUUCAGUACCCCUAGUGUAAAUUUAUUCUAUAGUGUGACGUGCCGUACGCGUUUGCGUUAAGUCUCAUUUUGUAUGGGAUUUUGAGUUUCGAAAACGUCCCACUCGGUGCGCUGUUUCUAAAUCCCAUACUAAAUGAGACUUAACACAAACGCGUUUGUUAUGUUACGCUAUCGAAUAAAUUUACACUAGGGGUACCGUUAACGUUAAAACUUUCCAACAGUUUAUUUGCGUUUUUUUCUUGCUUGUGGGCGAUUUAUUGGCGUGGCAAUUACAAUACAUAACAAACAUUAUAAUUUUUAAAGGAUUUUAUAUAUAAGUUAAUUAUGUAACCCGCACCCAACUUUCGCUCCAUUUUCAUAUCACGAUAUCCAUAGGUAAGCAACACGUUGUAAGUAAUAAACCCCUUAUUCAUAAACGUGUACUAAAGUUACGAUGCCGCUAAUCAUCGUUUGUCCCUUUCCAUCAUAUCAAUACGUCGGAAAGGGACAAACGAUGAUUAGCGGAAUCGUAACUUUAGUACACGUUUAUGAAUAAGGGGGUAAGUGGGUUGCAAGCAAAUUGAUAUCGGAGCCGAAUUCUAAACAUUAGUAUUAAACUUCGUUUAGGUAACUAUUACACUAGGGAGUCAAGGGCUAGCCAAACUUGCCGUCAUGUUGUGGCUAUAUUAAGAGGAAUGAGAACGGCCGUGUUCUAUACAAACGUAGUCCCCAUUUUCCACUCAUCAUCUCAUUUCAUCUCAUCUCAUAUUAACCGUAGCAAACGUAGGGGACGUUUGACUUUUUUCGAUUUUUUGAUUAUUGUAAGAAAUAGGAGCAAAAAACAGAUUUCAUACAAAUUUUAAAUGCUCCUUAAAAUUUCGAUAACAAUCAAACGUAGGGGCAUAGCAACGAUAUCAACCACAGCUGAUAUAUAACCAAUUGUGUGAUAAUAUUUUCAAUAAUAUUAAUAUCCAUAGAGGAAAAUGAGGACUACGUUUGUAUGAAAAAGUGAUUUUGCGCGGGUCCUUCAUUUUCGCCUUAACAGCGUCACUCACACUAAACAGUGAAAUCAUAAGUUUUACAACAUGAUGUCAUUCUGAGUUCGUUUGUGCUAGCCCUUCAUGAGUUAAGUACAUGAAUUUGAAACUCUUUCGAUAUUUUUGUAAUAAUCAUAUUUUUAGAUGUCUGUUUGUAGUUUUGAAGGGUUUUUAGGUGUGUAUAUUCAGAAAACAUGUAGUUUAUUAAAUAGUGAGACUUGAUAUCAAAGACCCUACUUUAAAUUAUUAGCAUUAGCGCAUUUAUUGUAUCGUAUUAUAAAACCUGAAUUUAUUAUAUAGAAGCAGAUUAUACACUUAUAGACUUAUAUCCUGACUGAGCGCAGUGAAAUUUACUCUCACCUAAUUUCUUAGGUCAUAAGUUGUGUCAAAAAGGUUUUGACUGAUAAAAUUAAAUAAUAACAGCUUAAUAAAAACAGUUUGCCAUGAUUUGUUUUACAAAUUUAGAUCGCGAUUUUAUUUAUUACUUGUUUAUUUUGGGAUUGUCUUUAAACGCAAAUACGCGGCUGGAUUGUGAACAAUUAUGCUUUACAAAAGGGAGUAAAAAUCAGUGUUACAUUAAUAAAAUAGGUACGUAUAAUUGUUUAUUUGUAUGAAUCAUCUUUAUUAGAACAUUACUUUAUGACCAGCAUUUAGUUCUCCGACAAGUCUGUACGUCAGCUAAUACCCUUCAAACUUGGGGUACUUUUCAGUAACACGCUUAUUUGACUGCUAUCCAACGAGUAGGUUUGGUAAAACACGUACAGUUGAAUGCAACUGUGUCUUCUUUCUUAAAAUAUAUAAAUCAUGUGUAUUGGUAUUGCCAAACAAUUUUGCCAAUACCAAUACACAUGAUUUAUAUAUAUUGAGAAAAAUAAUAAAGGAACAGCUUUGGUUUUACGUACGCUUCAACUACGUGAAAAAGAUCAAUAAAUAGAUACGGAUCAAAAUCCCCUUGAAAAGGUCGCGUAUUUUUUGCAUGUUUUUUUUAUUUAUUAUAAAUAACGUUAAAUUCUAUUAUAAGUAAUUACGCAUUAAAUAAGCUUUCAGCCCAUUUAUAUGAAUAUAAAUCUUUGUGACACAACUUAUGACCUACUAAUAAGUAGUCUGACAUAAACAUUUACUUAAUAAACUUAAAUAAAACAAAGGUAUUUUGGGAGUUGCAAGUUGGUGGGUCAGGCCGCCACCUUUGCCACAUGUCACCACAGAGAAAUAAGUAAGCUAAGAGCGCUCAUUCCAUACAUAGAUAAAAUCCAUUUAUAAUAAGUUUUAAGCGACCUUUUCGUAAUCUUAUUUGUAAUAAGAUUUAAGCUUAAUAAGUAUUCAGUUUUAAAUGUGUUUUAUACUUAUAUAUAAUACGUAUUAACUAACAUACCUCCCAUACAACUUAUCAUUUAUUAAGUAAGGAAACUGGAGUGAGCACUCUAACCUCACUUAUUUCUCUAUGAUGUGACAUAAAUAAAUAUCAAGCAUAUCAUAUAUAUGAGAUGAACAAUCAUACAGUGCGAUAAAACGUGCAUCGUAAUUAUUCUUAUAAUUACGACUCACAAAACGGGUAAUUUGGAACUAAAAAAAUUGCUCUAAUAGGAUUUUUUUUAUAUUAGCCUUUUUUGUUUGUUUUUCGCGAGGGUUACGUGUGUCUUAAGCGUUAAUUUUAUCCAAUUACUUACCAUACAAUGUAUACCAUACAUAUAGUGAUACUGCAGAAACAUGCGGACUGACUAAAUAUGGCAUCAAUAAGUGUUAGUGUUAUUUUCAAAAUCACUUGGUGGUUUUGUUGGUGUCGAAUGACUUGCGUAAAACAUACAAAAAAAGUAAUAUUCACCUUCGACUCCUUCGAGUAUAAAUGGAGCAAUAUAAUAUUUAAAAAAAGACUCGACAAUAAAAAUAGUGGCUGAAUAAAAGUCAAGAAAACCAAGCAUAACACCACCUUUUUCAUGGUAUUAAAAGUCCUCCAACGUUUUCACGUAUGCAGAAUGAAAGGUAAAAAGGCCUUACACAAAAAAAAAUGGUCUUGAAAGCCCACAUAGUUCAUGAAAUAAUGGCACACAAAAGUGCCAAUUUUGUUUUGGUUCACCUGAAAAGUAGAUUGUUUCCAUAUCCGACUGUAUGGAACUGGAGGUGAGAUAUAAUUAUGUAAUGAAAAUAUCUCUAUACAGGAUUAAAUGAAUAAUGACUACUUGACUUUAGACAAGAUAGAAACAGGCGAAGAUGAUCACAGAUAAAACGUACCUAGCAAUAAUGACGGUCUAACUUUUGUAUGUACAGCGGUAAAUCUAUUGUUGUAUUUUUAAGUAUAUAAUGUUUUGUUAUUUUCUACACAUGUAAUAGAGAUAAUUAAGCUUGUCUUCCAAAUUUCCUUAAACUGUCUGUGUUUAUAUAUAUUAUACUUUAAAUGUAGGCGUUUAUACUGUUUACAUCGUGAAUUUACAUUUCUUACUUAACUCCAAAGGUACUUAACGCGUUCGUAGAAAUGAAAAUUAUAAAUCAUUUAUAUGUACAAGAAUUUGACAAAUCGGUCUCUAAAUAAAUAUUAUGAUGAUAUAUAAAAUGAAAUCGAAUAAAGUACUUACGUACCCGGUGUACUUCAUAAAUAUCGUAAGAACCGGCUAUAUUUAAUUUACCAACACGGUGUAAUUCUAAUGGCGCAUUUAUAUUCGUGGGCUAGUGGCAAGUCGAGCCGCGAGCCGAGCCACGAGACGCGUAUGCAAACGGUGGGCUCGUGGUUGGGCUCGCCACUCGCCGGGCUCGCAUCCGAAGCGGGUUUUUGGGCACGAGUCAAAGGGACGCGCGCUUGGUGUUUACUUUCGCGUCCGGCUUUUCAUUUGGUUACAAACCUUAUACCGUGCCGCUUGUGUUUAAAAUUGAAUAGCUCGAGGAGCUUACGAUCUGUGGUAGAGACACGAGACGAGCUGCGAGCCGAGCUAUGAGCCGCGAAUGUAAAUCCGCGGUAAAGAAAUAAGUACUUAAUUAAAACAAAUUUAAUUAUACCUAUUAAGAAGUGCCAUUUUAAUCGUACAUCUUUUUAUUGAAAAUAUAUGUGCCAAAUUGAAUGAGACGCCUUUACAUGAUCGUGUUUCAUGUUGUGUAUGCGUGCGUAGCGCUGCUUUAUUUUGAUAGAUUAAGCAUUUAUUGAUUACUUAUUCACUGAUAUGUGUGAUACAUAUCUGACCAUGAUCAGUGCUGAUAGAUUUAUUAAGGGAAUUGGUUGAUUGUAGAGUUAAAUGCGAUUCCGCUUGAUUUUUUAUAACGGUUCCGAAUUUAUAAUAACUCGAUAAUAAAAUUUGAUAGGUAAUACCUACAUAAUAAUAUAACAAAAUAAUAAUUUAGAAAAAAAAAAACAAUCAGCCCCGUAGGUAAUUGCCAAAUAAUUCAUAGCAUCCUAGUACUGGCGAUGGCGAUGUACAGUCACCUUAAAUAAUAUUACCAAGAAUAUGUGACACGCUCUUCUGGGUCUAUAAAUAAGAUCGUGUCAGAUAUUUUUGCGGCUUUCAUAGUUAACAUAUUAUUGCAGGUGACUAGUGACUGUACACGUGUUUGAACAUCAAAUUAUUUUUUUAUAAAAAUUAAAGUAAAAAUUUGAUAUCGUUGUCGCAUGUAGGUAUAAAUUUUGACAUUUUUUGAUUAAAAAUCAGAUUGUUUAUUGUUUACGAGCUAACCUCUCGAGCUCUCCAAGCCCAUGACAGAUAUAAUUUUGGAAUAAGUAAUAAAUAACCAGACAUAGAAGUUUUAGUGGCACAAACGAGUGUUUGAGAAAAUGAAACAUCGAUCAAUCUGUUAUCGAUAAGUCAGUUAUAGAUUAAUAAUUAAAAAAUCUAACUUCUACUUGCUCUAAAUUACCGAGAAAUAUCAAGACUGCAAAUCAAUUACAAAUCAGUACAUACUUUUUCUAUGACAUAUAGUUAGUACUUAAUAAUUAACGUAAACUUUAGUAUACAGUGCCAAUAAUAAUAGAAAACUACCAAUAUAUCGAAGAAGAUAUCGAACGUGUUUUGUAUUUCGCGGUUGCUAUCUUAUACAAUGUUAAAAAAAUAUCUAUAACGUCAAGGUAACAUCGAUAACAGACAUGUCGAUAUUUUAUUUUGUCAACCACUUUAUUUUGCCACAAACACUUCUAUGUCUGGUAAUAUCGUUAUGUAUCAAUGAAAUAUUGUUGCAAUUACAACUGCCCAACUGUAUAAUGCAUUGACUAUGACUAUGAAUGUUUGUUUAAUCGUUAUAGGAACCUUUGUUAUGUGAUGUGAUUUUUUUAACAAUGACGUUAAAAAAAUAGAUUAUUUAAACUAUGUUCUGCUGCUCUCCAAAGGAAAGGGGCAAUAAGCAAAGAACACACCUGCUCUUAACCCUUGUCCAGGCAUAGUACGCGCCAAUAGAAUUUCAACUUAAGCAUUCCGAUUUAAGGAUUUACCUUUGGAAUUGGAUUGCACUUUCGGGAAAUGUGACUUGUCUUUAAAUGAAUCAUCAUAUCAUCAAAGCUAAUUGGAAUAGCUUUGGAUGUUUUGGGAAAAGCUUGUAGAUUGGUGCGGCCUGGAAAAGGGUUAAUGCGUUUUUUUUUUCCUUUGGAAGGCACUCCAUGUUAUGUUGUAUGACUUGUAUGGUGCAAGAUUGUUAGUUAAUUUCUAGUUUCUGUAUCAUGAAGAUUUAUAGCAAAUAUAUAAAUAGGUAAAAAUAUGGAAAAAGACAACGGAAUAAAUUUAAUUCGGUUACCGA
Molecule: messenger RNA, 10911 nt
Organism: Cydia pomonella (codling moth)
Lineage: Eukaryota; Metazoa; Arthropoda; Insecta; Lepidoptera; Tortricidae
Exons: 9
Coding region: 630-2366 (578 amino acids)
Biological process (GO): monocarboxylic acid transport; transmembrane transport
Molecular function (GO): monocarboxylic acid transmembrane transporter activity
Source: RefSeq, a predicted model, not a curated record